UUCUCACGCAACACCCUGUCCCAUCUGAGCCCAGCCUUAAAGGAAUGGCUGUGUGCCUUCUCCAGGGACGUGCCCAGAGUGGACAAAUCAUGCUAAUUGUCUGGGAGAGAAACAAAGUGUUAGACCCAAGAUGAAGGCAGAGAGGGAGGCUCUCUCAAAAGCUCUAGCCGCUCCUCGACUUUUGCUACUCUGGUGUCUCCAUGUUUUGUGCCUGUCAGGCCGUGUUGAAGGGGUCAACAUCACCAGCCCAGGCUCCCUGAUCCGGGGAAUUUUAGGGGGGGAAGCUCUCCUCUCUGUCCGCUACAGCAGCAUCAGCCUUGACCCACCUGUUAUCAAGUGGCAGCUGAAGAGGGAUAAGCCCGUAACAGUGGUUCAGUCAAUUGGUACCGAGAUCAUCGGUAACCUGCGGCCAGAUUACCGGGACCGCAUCCUUGUGUUUGAGAAUGGCACCUUGCUCCUCCACAACCUCAAGCUGUCAGAUGAAGGCACCUAUGAGGUGGAAAUUUCCAUCACAGACGACAGCUUCACCGGAGAGGGCAGUAUUGAGCUUACCGUUGAUGAGCCCAUAUCCAGACCAUAUGUCCAUAUGGAAGCGUCCUCUGUUCUGGAACUCAGUGAGCACUUCAUCCUAAACUGCUCCCAUGACAAUGGAACCAAGACUACAUACAGCUGGUUGAAAGGCGGGAAACCGAUGACCAAUGAGACACGGUUGUUGCUGUCACCUUACCAGAAGUACUUGACUAUUAAACGUGUGCUAAUGGUGGAUGAUGACAUCUAUAGCUGUGCAGUGGAGAACCCCAUAGGCAGCAUGAAGAGCCUGCCUAUCAAACUGACUGUGUACAGAAGGAGCUCCCUCUACAUCAUUCUCUCCACCGGGGGCAUUUUCCUUCUCAUCACCCUGGUGACCGUGUGUGCUUGCUGGAAGCCCUCAAAAAAGCCAAAACAUCCUAUUAGAAAGCCUCUAUCAAGAUCAUUUCACACUCACUCUGAUCAUUUUCUAAUCAAUCAUGCAGUUGAUGUGGUACCAAUAAUGACGGAGCAGAAACGCAAGAAUCCAGUGGCUCUCUACAUCCUUAAAGAAGAUUCCCCCAAGGGUGAACAUGACUCACUCAACAACAUGGGCUCCUCUCCUGAACUUAGCAGUCCCCCUAGCUACAGCAGCUCGCAGCUCCCCUCCUCUCGGUCCCCCGAACCCCCUGCCCGCUCAUCUCGCAGGUAUCCCCGCACCACAGCCAGCUCCCCCCCUUCACAUCACAACAAGGUGCAGGGCAAGUCCACCCCCUCCCCACCUCGUACCCGCAGCUCCGGGCGCAUAUUCCGCUACCCAGAAGUUGUACCUUCUGUCCUUCCUUUGGAAAAGCCUGCCCACACACUGGAGGCCAAUGGUACAGCUCAGACCUGAUUGCUAUGCACUCCCUCCAGUCAUACAUUGUUUUUGCAUAGGGAUGUGUGAUUUCUCUUUUUGCACAUGGGUCACAUCACACAACAGCAGACCAUAUGUUUUUAUGAAAGAAAACACAUCCAAAACAUUAAAUUAUAAAAAUAACACAGGAUGUAGUUGUCCUUCCUUGUGGUAUAGUACAUUUACACUUCAGGUUUUAGUACAGAAUCAGAACUAGUCCAGCUUCCAUUACAGCUUCAAUGAAAUUUCACAUUCCUGUGUGAAUGUAUUUUACAUCUUUACACAUUUAUAUCUGCUUUUUGUCGAAAUGGCAUUGUGUAGCUGUUUUGUAAUUUAACCAAUCAUGUAUGUUCAUGGUACCAUAGUUCAAUAAUGAUUGGACGCUAUUUUACCAAGGAUUUACUGAGAAUUGUAUGUUCUCUUCUUUGUAUAGAUUACUUAAGUGAUCACGAAAAUCAAAAGAUGAACUGUACAUAUCAGUAGUUGACUU
This is a messenger RNA of Hypomesus transpacificus, 1892 nucleotides long. RefSeq names its product hepatic and glial cell adhesion molecule b (gene hepacamb). The coding region runs from base 131 to 1402 and encodes 423 amino acids. The transcript has 7 exons. The record is from RefSeq and is a predicted model, not a curated record. Lineage: Eukaryota; Metazoa; Chordata; Actinopteri; Osmeriformes; Osmeridae.